Molecule: messenger RNA, 1471 nt
Organism: Populus euphratica (Euphrates poplar)
Lineage: Eukaryota; Viridiplantae; Streptophyta; Magnoliopsida; Malpighiales; Salicaceae
Product: ABSCISIC ACID-INSENSITIVE 5-like protein 2
Exons: 3
Coding region: 256-1218 (320 amino acids)
Biological process (GO): positive regulation of DNA-templated transcription
Cellular component (GO): nucleus
Molecular function (GO): DNA-binding transcription factor activity
Source: RefSeq, a predicted model, not a curated record
AGAUAUUUGAGUUAUCUCUCCCCUUUCUCUCUCUAAGCGUGAAUGCAUAAUAAUAUUUUUAUCUGAAAUCAACAACAGCAACAAAAAUUCCUUUCUUUGAUAUCACUUCACUGUUUCUUGGAUCACAAAGUUCUGAUUGUGGGGUGAGUUUGAAGAUUGGAUCAGCGUGGUUCAUAGACAAGCUUAGGGUUUAGAGAGUUUUUUUGUUAAGGGUUUUUAGUUUUAGAUUUUGAAUGUUUAGGUGAAGGUUGUUGAAUGGGGACGCAGACAAUGGGAUCUCAAGGUGAUGGCAGUAGUCAUCAUGUGCAAUCUCAGUUCCAGCCAUUGGUGCGGCAAAACUCAAUGUACAGUCUUACUCUUGACGAGGUUCAAAAUCAGUUGGGUGACUUGGGGAAACCCCUAAGCAGCAUGAAUCUUGAUGAACUUCUAAAAAAUGUGUGGACGGUGGAGGCUGCCCAGACUACAGCUUUGGAAGUGGAGGGCACACCAUUAGCCAAUCAAACUGCUCUGCAACGCCAGGCAAGCCUAUCAUUAACUAGUGCUCUGAGCAAGAAGACAGUUGAUGAGGUUUGGAAAGACAUCCAACAAAGCAAACGUGAUGAGGAGAUGAAGUCUAAGGAGCGGCAGCCUACUUUUGGAGAGAUGACGUUGGAGGAUUUCUUGGUAAAAGCAGGAGUUGUAGCUGAAGCAUCCGUGGACAAGAAAGAUGAUGGUGGUUCUGUUGUUUUGGUUGAUACAAAUGCAGCACAACAGUUUCUGCAACAAAGUCAAUGGGUGCAAUGCCCACCACAACCACAGUAUCAACAUCCACAACAAAGCAUGGUGGAGGUUUAUAUGCCAGGCCAGCCUAUGCCACAGCCACUUCACAUGGGUUCUGGUUCUAUGAUGGAUGUUUCAUACCCCAAAAACCAGGUGCCGUUACCUCCACCCUUGAUGGGGACUUUAUCAGAUACACAGACACUAGCAAGAAAAAGAGCCGUGCCAAAUAUGUUUGAGAAAACAGUUGAGAGGAGGCAGAAGAGGAUGAUAAAGAACCGUGAAUCUGCCGCCCGUUCACGGGCACGGAAGCAGGCUUACACAAACGAGCUGGAGAACAAAGUUUCUCGGCUGGAAGAGGAAAAUGGAAGACUGAGGAAACUAAGGGAGCUUGAGAAUAUGUUGCCAUGUAUCCCUGAACCCAAGUAUCAGCUUCGCAGAACGACAUCAGCCCCAUUCUAGCAAAUGAAACGACAGUGUUGAAGUUUUGUAGAUACAAUGCAUUUCUAGUUUGAGCUCAUAAUUUACUCUUUGACCUCUUAAGAAGCAGCUGUUUGUCACGGCUACUGCUGUGAGUUUGCUUCUCAUCAUCAUCCUGUAUCUAUUCUGUGAAAAGUUAGCUAGAAAUUUCCAAUUGUAAUUUUCAAUGUCCGAGUGUCCUAAGAUUUUUCAAAAGAAUGGCCAAUAUAUUUUUCUAGCUUCUUUCAGCCUGACA